Messenger RNA from Paramuricea clavata, 2397 nucleotides. Lineage: Eukaryota; Metazoa; Cnidaria; Anthozoa; Malacalcyonacea; Plexauridae. The record is from the annotation of a GenBank genome assembly.
AUGAAACUUGAAUCAGUAGAGGACUGUACAGAUAAAUUCAUAAGAUGCUAUAGUCUCGAUGAAGAUUCACCAAAAGUGAUUCUCUUUACAAAUGAUCAAGUUGACGAUAUUGUAAACUUCUGUUGUAAUGAUGUUGAUGGCCACAAAUCAUUGCUCUAUGUAGACAUCACAUUUCAACUUGGUCCAUUUUUCGUCAUGAGGCUUACAUACAAGAAUACCACCUUAUAUACCAAACGAGAUCCGGCAACAUGCCCACUUAUGGUGGGACCGAUGAUGCUGGGCAUGCUUAAAGAUAAAAGUACUUAUCUUACCCUUUUCCAGAAGCUUACUGCUCAAGUGCCCGGUCUUAAAUUGUACCUACAAGGUUAUUCUUCUGAUUCUGAAAGUGCACUAAGACAGGCUCUAGCACAAGAGUUUGAAAAAUCACUUUCUUUUCUUUGCAAGUUACACGCUCAGAAAAACAUUGAAGAAAAAUGCAGGAAGUUGCGUUUUUCGAAAUCUCUAACUGAUAUCAUCAUCAAUGAUAUUUUUGGGAGUGGUGGUUUGGUUAUGGCUGACUCGGUAGAAGAUUACAGAGAUCACCUUGAUGCUUUAACUAGCAAAUGGGAUUAUCUGGAGUUUAAAGAUACCAAGAAGACACCUAGUUUUUCGACGUAUUUUCGCCAGUACAAGUCUUCUGAUAUUCUGAAUCACGUCUCAGCAAAAGCAUCAAGAGCUGCGGGCUUUGGGGACAGUGUACAAACUAAUAAUGUUCCAGAAUCGGCCAACGCUUUGCUAAAAAGGUGGCAAGGUUUCAGUUCAAAAGAUAUGAGUACCUUCAUUGAUGAUGUGAAAGAGCUCAUUGAUAAACAGAAAAGUGAUGUGAGAAGAGCAUUCCUUGGUUUAGAGAGCCCGUACGUCGUACGUCCAGAGUACCAGAGAUAUGAGAAGUCGCCAUCUGAAUUUUUCGAGGAUAGCCCUGGUAAGCGUAAAUUCAGUGAGAGAGCUCUGGUCGAUCCAACGAAGUCUAUCAGUACCGACAUGCCCCACCAGUGGCACACAUUCAACGUACAAAUGAUGGCGUACACAAGACAGACGGUGCUGGGAACAACGGCCCAAAAAGAGUGCUUAUACUUGAUGACGAGGACGAGCUUGAAAACGUUGACGUCCAUCCUGGUUCGUCCACUAACAGCCAUUCCCUUUGUUUUGUUGAUGAAGAUAGUGGUAAGUACUGCACAGUCCGACGGUGAUAUAAAGCAUAACAUACAAAACUUAAUAUUAUCAGUGAAGUAAGAUAAUCACAAUGGUGAUCGGCUAAACUGUUAUACUGAAAAAGAAUAUCUUAAAGUGAGAAGGCCUUAAGAAACGAGGUUUCGUCAGUUUCGAAUGAAAUAGUCGGGUGUUUUAGUAUGAAUUAAGAUGCUUUUUAAGCAUUUACAUAUACUUUAUUAUUAUUUAUUUAUUAUAAUUAUUAUCCGUUAGUACGCUGUUGUAAAUAUUAAUGUUGUUAUGUUUUAUUAUAGCUGAUCCCAGUACUUCCAGAUCUGCGUGCAGUAGCGAAUUUUGUGAUCUGAGAACUAUUUGCAGUAAAGAACUAGGAAGCAUGUUCUCAGCUAAAGAUCUGAAUGCUCUAUCAAGCAAAGCUGAGCAAUUAAUAGAAGAUAAUUCAAUCCGCAAAGGAUUUGAAAGUCAGAGCUUUCUUGUUAGAUCCUCGUUGUCAUGUACUCCUCAUUACGUGAAGCAUUUGGCCAGUGGCAAGUACAUUUGCGACAAAGCUUGUAUUGGUUUCAAUACAAGAAAGAUUUGUUCUCAUGUAAUUUCAGUAGCCCACAGCGAAAAUAAGUUGACAAGUUUUCUUCAAGUCUACAAGAAAGAGAACAAAAAGCAUGGGUUAAAUUUGACCACUGUUAGAAACGUAAAACAUCCCCAGAUCCAGUUAGCUCUAUGAACAGGAAUGAAACAAAUCAACAACCUGGACCAAAACCAGGGACGGUUGGCGAGCUUUUCCAUUACCAAGCUGAACCAUCAAAUGAUCCCCUUAAAAUUACAAUCAGACGGUCUAGACCAGACAAGCCAGCUGUGGCACCGAUAAUGUCUACUCCGUUUCAGCUAAUUGACAUAACGGGCAGGAUAAGGAAGUGUGCAGGCUGCCGAAAAGACCUAAAAGAAGGGCCUGAUGAUUUUUCUCGUCACGACAUGGACAAAAAGCUUUGUAUUAGACACAAGGAGCACGAUUUUGUAUUUAUUACUUCUUAUCACCAUUGGAAGAAAACAUUCGAAAACAAACAUUAUCACGUUUUUCUUAACUGCGUUAAAGGCCGCAACCCAGCGUUUGAUAGCUGCAGUGUUCAGAUUGCUCUUAAUCAUACCCUUAGUGGUGACGAAAUCGCUUUUUUGAAAGAGAGAAUGGAAGCAUAG